AUGGUGGGCAAAGUACAGCAUUCAUCAAAAAUAAUUGUGAAUCUAUUUUACAUACAGUAUGUUACAAGCCUAGCUAGUGAACUUGAUGUAGCUUUGGGGUACAACUUAGAACAUGCAAACAGACUGAAAAUAGAGUAUGAAUUAGAUUGUAGUGAUAAUAAAAUAAAGCAUUUCUGGUUUCAGAAUAAAACAUUUUUUGUAAAACUGCAUGGAUUUACGUGUUUCACAUCAACAGAGACCACGUGGGGUGAAUUGAAGACGUCGGGAGCAUUUCUGGGUAAAGGUUCUGCUUUCCUGCUAGCCCAGCUAACUAAAACGAUUAACAAAAUCAUUAUGGAGUCAUCGUUGGAAAGUUAUUUUGAUGAAUCUAUUGAAAAUGAUGAUCUCGCAACAAAUGAUUCCCAUGUCUUUGAUUCUAUAAUUCCAUAUGAUGCAGACCUAACAAUUCAGGAGCCUUGUUAUACUCCUCAGCUUCUUCAACCUCAGGAAUUAUCUACAGAGCUUACUUCAGCCGAUCUUAGUUUUCUCAGUGAUGACCAAGACCAACAAGAUGAUGAUGAUGGAAAUGACUGUACUAGUCAGCAACAAACAAUAAAGCAGAGCCAACUGCUGACAGAUGUCAAGAAUAGUGAUGGUAUUGUUACACUUGGACCUGAAAAUAUUAGCCAGUUGCCAUACCAAUCAACAAAUGAAGGAAUUGCCACUCCAGUUGAUAAUGAAUCAUCAUCAAUUUGCCCAGUACCAAUGACUCCUAUGACACCUGUAACGCCAAUGACCCCAGUAGAAAGUUCUGGAAUAUGUCCCCAGUUACAAAAUAUUGUUUCCACUGUCAAUUUAGCCUGCAAAUUGGACCUGAAGAGAAUUGCUCUACAUGCAAGAAAUGCAGAAUAUAAUCCAAAGCGGUUUGCUGCAGUGAUAAUGCGAAUACGAGAACCCAGAACAACAGCUUUAAUCUUCAGUUCAGGCAAGAUGGUUUGCACGGGAGCUAAAAGUGAAGAACAAUCUCGGUUAGCAGCUAGGAAGUAUGCUCGUGUUAUUCAGAAACUUGGAUUCCCAGCAAAAUUUCUUGAGUUUAAAAUCCAGAACAUGGUUGGAAGUUGUGAUGUGAAAUUCCCCAUCAGAUUAGAGGGUUUGGUUCUUACACAUCAACAAUUCAGCAGCUAUGAACCAGAAUUAUUUCCAGGUCUUAUUUACAGAAUGGUUAAACCAAGAAUUGUUUUGCUCAUAUUCGUUUCUGGCAAGGUUGUUUUAACAGGUGCUAAAGUACGUUCAGAGAUCUAUGAAGCAUUUGAGAACAUCUAUCCCAUCUUAAAAGGGUUUAAGAAGACAUAAUGACAAAAGCAGGAUAUCUCUACAGACA
This is a messenger RNA of Pristis pectinata (smalltooth sawfish), 1360 nucleotides long. RefSeq names its product TATA box-binding protein-like 2. The record is from RefSeq and is a predicted model, not a curated record. Lineage: Eukaryota; Metazoa; Chordata; Chondrichthyes; Rhinopristiformes; Pristidae. The transcript is spliced from 8 exons. The coding region runs from base 1 to 1332 and encodes 443 amino acids. Gene Ontology annotation, molecular function: DNA binding; RNA polymerase II general transcription initiation factor activity. Gene Ontology annotation, biological process: DNA-templated transcription initiation.